UCACACCGCGACACUAAGCUCGAGUCCAGUAUCUUUAAACCUUGUCUUAUUUUUGCUGUUACCAUAGCGGUAUCCUCAAUCCGCCUCAGUCGAGCCGUUGGCUUUUGAUCCCAAUCUAUCUGGUCUUAAAGACCACCCUGCAAGAAAGACACCCGAGAAGAUGGCUGACGACGAAGAUGACGAUGUCAAGGACAAGGAUGUGAAGAUGGACGCGGCUAGCAUCCAAUUUCGGACGAUUCGAGAUGGAUUUGCCGAGUUGCGCAAGGCCAUGGAUGGUGAAGAGGACGACAACGACGACAUUGUGGGCAAAUUAAUCGCUGAGAGCGAAGCGGAAAAGGAUGGGGAGACUGAGGAAGGAAAGGCCGAUCCAAAGACGAUGAAUAACUAUGUGACUGUCAAUUUCAUCGAUCCAACCUCAGUAGGAGACGCCAAAGGCAAAACCCCUCCAGCCAAGGCACCGCUGGAACUCUACGAAAAAUUGACCACCGCUUUCGAGGAGGAGUACCGUUCCUCCCUACGCCAGGUGCCCUAUAAGCAUAUUCGCAGUGGAAGAAAUGAAGUGAUUGAAGAAUUGUCGGUCAAGCCAGUCCUCACUAAAAGCCAUGCCACAGCAGGCGCCAAUGGAGAAGCAUUGACGCCAUGGGGUGGCACCGCGGCCGCAGCCGUCAGUGACCCCGCGGAAUGGCACAAUGGUCCUUUCUGUCACGUCUACAUUGCGGCCUGUGAAAAUAUGCACUCCUAUCGAAACAAAGUCCGACCUGCCGUUCAGGCGUUUGUCAGUCAGAUCGAGAGUGCGGCCAACAAUUACAAUUCUUCCUCUGGAGAUGGAUCGGGUCCUCCUUCGGGUGGAAAUUACAGCUCCCAUUACAUUAUUGUGUUUGUCCCAGUUGGACCUAGAACGAGGUCGGAAUCUGGUGAACAGAGUGGAGGAGGUCGAAUGGGCGCCGCCUUGUCCAGAUUGGCGACUGCCAGACAAAGAAUGACAGGUCCUGGGAGAGAUGUGCCCGACAAUUCGGUCCAUAGCGUGGCGACCUCAGUGACCGAUUCCAGCGACAUGGAUACCACUGAUCCUUUGGAUGUCAGUAUGAAUUCAUCCACUUCGGCAUCUACCAGUGGCAUGCUCUUCUCAAAGCAGGACAAAGAAUUGUUCAGAAAAUUCAAUUCUGAUUUCCCCAAUGGAACAACUUGCAUCCUGUCCACUCUACUGGAUGGCCCCACGCCAGAAGAUCCGAAAGUGGCGACUUUAAAACAGCAAGAAUGGAAUUCUUUUAUGCGUGCCUUGGGUAAUGCCAUUGUCGACGGGUUCAAGGAUCGAUGCCGUCGCUAUGACGAAGAACUCAGACGACUCCAGAUGCUUCCGGGAACGGCCGGGGCAAACAGGUCGCCCAUGGCGUCCAGAGGACGGAAAGGGUCAGACGAACAAGGGUCCAAGAGGGGUGGAGGGAUGGAUCUCAGCUAUUUCUUUCUCGUCAAGGAAAGUCUGGCAUUUACCUACGAACAGAUGCAUCUCCCGACAGAGGCCUUGCUGCAAUACUCCGAAUUGAGAGCAUUCCUUCCUGACAUCGGGGAGGCCACCAUCGAAGAACGAAAAAAGUCCAGAAAGCGUCGAUCCAGUUUGGCUGGUAAUUCCGCAUUGGAAGUCGCCGUGGCAGGAGAUAUUCAGAGUUUUCGAAAGCGGAUGCGCACCAUCGAAAAAACUGAGAACUUGAAGCCCAUUGCCCAUGUCGUGGAGCAAUACAUAUUUGCGCGAGAGAUUAGUCUCCUCUUCAAGAUGAAGCAACCUGUCGAACUCGUCAAAAGAUGCCACGCGUUUGCAGAUACCAUGUACAACUUUCAUUUGAGAGCCGCCUCGCAUGCCAAAGAAGACGACGAGAAACAGGAACAACGCAACCACGCAGAGGAAUGGGCCUUGACGUUUUGCUGGGAUGUCAAAUGCGCUAGUGAACCCUACUUUACUUUGAUGAAUCCUUCCUCAAAGGCGUCGCUUUACGGAGAAUACGCGCCCGUGAGAAAUCCCGAUGUACACACGAUUUUGACCGAACGGUCCUUGGCUCGUGAGAUAUCGUCGCUCCUGGAAUUUGGCCGACUCCGAUUGCUGCAGCUUGGUGAUGCCAAAAUCGAAGGGUCUAAUCCUGUACGAAACCACUUCGGUGGCACGCCGGUGGAUAUGCGGAAACCUUGGGAACCAUGGGACCCUUCAUGGCACAAGGAUUACGCUGGAAAGUCUAGCACCGACGACGAGAACUUUUAUUCCUCCAGAGAUGAAUUCUUAGAUGGUGUGUUCUCGUCACCUGAUUCCUAUGUUUCCAAGUACGUGGAAAUGGCAUCAGCAAUUGCCACCUUUGGCCUGUUCGCUGGGCGUCAGAGAAUUGCAGCAAGGCUGCAGGGCGAACUGGCUGAAAUUCUCAUUUGCCGAGGAGAGUACAAAGAUGCAAUCAACACGCUGAUUUCUACGGUGAACAUCCUUGGGAAAGAUCAGUGGGACAAAUGUCAUUUUUGGCGGUUGCUUCGUCUUGCGAGUUGCCAAAGACGGGUUGGACCACCCGCAGAUUACUUGAAAACGCUCGUGAAUUGCUUUGGCCCAAACAUUUCCAAUGUGGCGCCGUCAAAGGCACUAGGAAUUCUUCUGGGAGACCUGGAAGCAGUUGUUGGAGACGAAUCAAUCACCGGGUCCUUGUUCAGGUCGGUGCCGUUUCUGGCAGCGAGGCUUGAGGUACAGAAAACGUCGUGCGAUGAUGAGGCGUCAAUGGCAUUUGGACCGGAAAGAAAGCAGCUGAACAAGAAAUUCUGUACCGUCGGUGAAACCGUACGAAUCACACUGACUACUUCAAGUUUCUUACCAAAAGCCAUCAAUGUUGAUGUCGUCAACCUUUCGUUGGUGGCAUUCGGCGCAUACGCCGCCAAGGUUGAAUCGAAGACUCCCAUUGAGAAGGAAGACGCAUUCAAGGUCUUAUCACUAGAAUCCCCCACCGUAAUCGAAUCGGGUGUCAACACUUUUACCUUUGAAUGGGUGCCAAUCAACACCGGACAGUACAUUCUCGCGUCAAUUGAGCUGAAGUGGAAGGAGGCAUCGUUUUUUUACGAUAGCAUUGAAAUGCGGAGGUCUCUCGUGGGAGUGGAUGUUUUGCCCAGUGACCCGUCUCAGUCCAUCACUUUGGAACCGUACUUCCUUGUGCCAGGCAACAUCCAACCCGUGCGAAUAAUAUUUUACUCAGGCUCCGAUGUCAUCACAAAAGGCACGGUCAACCUUACAUGUACACCCGGAGUCAUGUUGAUUCCCCCAAACGAAGAAGAAACCGACGACAAUUGGACUGAGUCAUGCACCGUGAAACUACCACCAUGCGGCACAGGAGAAACGAUUGUACUGACGACGAGCGUGAGGACACCUGAUCCUUAUCUCAUGCCACCAACGGAAGAGGUCCAAGCUCUGAGUGCAAAGGUGGCAACACUAUAUCGUCACGCGGACUACGUACCUGACAGCAACGAGGACGAGUCGAACAUGCCAUGCAUGAAGACGGUUCUCGAGGCGAUGGUGCCCACUCUGGAGAAGCCAGUCCUGACAGUAGAGGGAGCUGAUGUUUUCCCCACCGCCGUUGACGGAUUCUUGAUUUGCGUGUCUCUGAAUUGCAACUCCCCCGUACCGUAUCAUGUCAAAUCAUGGCUUCUCGAACUGCCCCAACCAAUCGUUAUCGUGGAUGGCGGUGAUCUCAACCAAGACUUGUUUGAUGUUCCAGUUGUUGAAGGUGAGGUACUGUCUUUUGGAUUCACUUGUAGGAGAGAGCAAAUUGUGGAGAACAAGGAAGGAAAGAUGAAUGAGAUCCUUGAACCAGCUCUGCACGUCGAACUUGAGGACGAAUUUGGGACCGUUUUUAAUGAAGUCCUUGCAGUUGAUCUUUCAGCGUUUUACGCCGACGUGAAGCGAGAUUCAAAGCUCUCGGGCUUUGGCAGUGUCGCAAUCGAACUGCAAGAUUGUGCCGUGGAAGGCGUCGUUGGGGAACCAGUCAAUUUCAAAUACUCAAUAGAUACCAGUGGACUGAAGAGUCUGCAGAAAGAGAUCGUCCCAGAGGACGGAGAAGGCAGCCCCAGGUUCCUGUAUGCGAUCAAGUAUGACGAAGCUGAUUGGUUGGUCAGCGGCGAUCUGAAGGGUCAAGUUGUCCUUUCAGAUAGCGGUUCUUUCGCCCUCACUCUUGUCGGAAUACCCACACGCCCUGGUUCUAUCAAACGCUUCCCGAAGAUAUCUCUCAAAUGCGAAGUAUCAAAGGGAGAUCUUCUCCCGCUGCUUGUGGACAUGAGAGAACCCGACAAGUUCAGUUCGAGGCCCUUCGGUGGUCAAAUGGCGGUGGCUUGUCCUCAGCGAAAAUAGAAGCUGUAGUAGUUUGUUAAGUAGCUGUCUCGCAUCGUACUAUUAAUAGACGUAGCUGCUUCAUUCUCAAGCUACCAGUACUGGUAGUUCUCGAACCCUGGUCGGCUAGCUAGCUACCGUACCGGUACAAAAACGUUUCGGUUGUCUUCAAUUCGAAAGCUACAGCGUCCCGGUAGUCCGUCCGCACAGGCAGCAAUCUCAGUUCUCUCUUGCAACUACCCAAAAACUGCUUGGAAAUCAUGAUGUAAGGAUGAGAAUCUCAACAAUCCUAAAAGCAAGCUUGUGUACAGGGG
Messenger RNA from Seminavis robusta, 4656 nucleotides. NCBI's taxonomy places the organism in Eukaryota, Bacillariophyta, Bacillariophyceae, Naviculales, Naviculaceae. The record is from the annotation of a GenBank genome assembly.